Messenger RNA from Paramuricea clavata, 36918 nucleotides. The record is from the annotation of a GenBank genome assembly. NCBI's taxonomy places the organism in Eukaryota, Metazoa, Cnidaria, Anthozoa, Malacalcyonacea, Plexauridae.
AUGAGCUUGAAAGGCGCACAACAAAGCCCAAGGCUGACGUCCUUUUUAAUCAAAGAUAUCCUAGCAUCUAAUGAAGACGAGAAUGCUUCCGAAACAGCAGUUUAUGAAGAUUCCAUAUCAUCAGAGAGUUCUCACUCAAGUGUUUUGGCAGAGAGCGAACAAGAUUCGCCAAAGCCAUUCCCGUUUUCCGAUUCCCGCAAUGGAUUUGAUGAAACAGGUAGUGGGCAUGACGAUGGGUUUGAUGAAACCCAUAGUGGGCAUGAAUCACACAACGAUUGGUCGGAAAAUCGAUUUGAGCACUAUGACUAUGUUUCAACCGGUAAGUUUGCUUUAGGUUUUAUACAAUUCGGUUUUUGGUUUGGAGUAUCACCACUAAAAUAUGCUGCACCUAUAAAUAACGUAUUUUCUUGCCCUGUGAUUUUGGUACAAUCUAGUACAACAAUCCUAAGACCUAUAAUUUAGUUACUUAAAUAUUUUUGUUGAAGUUCUUUCUUUUUAUCACCAAGACGCAAACACAAGAGUAAGAUUGUUUGGGUUUGCAAUGUUGUGAUUAAAACGCAUGAUUUGAAAUGUAAUUCUGGUCGCAUUCCUUGUCAAGCAAUUUCGGCGGUGUAGUCACUAUAUAUACCUACCUAUAUUUAGUACAAAAAGAGGUUGAACGUAAAAUUUGGUUUGUACUAAUUAUCAUGCAAAUAAGCAACCAUGAUACGUAGUUGACAUUAUGUAGACAUGCACUAUAGCAGUGAUAAAUAUAUAGGCAUGUUAUUUGCGGUAGCUAUAGCGUAUAUGAUUAAAAUAUGAUGCUAUACUCGCGCAUUUCCCAGUUUCCUCAAUGAUUUCAUUGAGUUGAUAGCAUAUUAAAUCAGGCCUUUUAUGAGUUUUUAUUCCCUAAUAUAGACAAAUACGGGUUAUAGAUUGUUAGGAUUUUUAUCUACUUGGCACGCUUAGGCUAUAUAAAUUAGGCUAUAAAGAAUCGCACAUAUAUAAAUAUAUAUAGCUUAUAAGUUUACCACAACACAAACAGUGCUCAAUACCAUAUAGAUAGAGCAUAAUAUAGUUUUUCGUUUUACCUCAAAAAAUCACAACAGUCUGUUUCAUCCGUAUAGGAAUCAUUAGGUGGUGAGUACUAAUUUCGAAAAUGUAGCCGUUAUAUAUGUUCUGCACUGAACGAACAUAUAUAAUGUUCUGCAACGAGAUCGGAUAAUUGGUCGCCAAGUAAGUUACCCCAGCCAUUAUAAAUGAAACAGAAAUGUUAUUUUGUGCUCGUAUUGAUAGCUUUUUCCUCGGAAUAGAUUAAGUAUUAAAUAAUAUAUCAGUAUUAGUAGAAUGUAUCCCACCUACAUUAAUAGCGCACGUCCUAUCACUUGUACAAUGUCAAUGCAUGGCUAUGCCUAUAUAAUGGUAAUUAAUUUCCUUUCGUUUGCUAAGUAGAUCAUUUACUGUGCGACAUAGUGUUUCCUUAUUCAUAAGCAACUAGUCAAAUUUAUUUUCAUUCUAAAUAGCUCUGGCUCUAGGUAAAACCAGACAUAAGUCAUAACGUAUAGCUUAACUGAUUAACAUAUCCUGCAACUAUAAAUACGGCUCGUUUUCUUCCCUGUCAUACAUAGCAAGAAAGAAUGCAAUAGUCGAAAUUUUAUUUAAGUUUAUAUGUAUCAGUUGUUAUAGUUUACUUGUGUUCUGAAUAUGACAUCAAGAAAUAUCCGAUUAUCGCAAGAUAUCCUGCAAAUGAAUUUAUAGGCUAUAUAUAGGCGCACUUCCUUUUCUAGUGCUUUCUUGUAAUCCGCUAACUGGCAAAGAAAAUAUGUCAUAGGAAAUUGGUUUCUUUGAAGUGUUCUAAUAAUGACCACAAGUUCAAGUUUGUUAUAGAGUUCCAACUAGUUUAGAUAAGACGUAAUGUCAGUAUAAAGCAGAGUAUAUAUAAAAUGUCCCGCUUACAUUAUAAUAUCCUGAACUGGAUUGCGCAUUUCCUUAUAUAUCGGGUUCAACACAUAUAGUGUUCUCGUGUCUUUGCGUAUUAAAAUAUAAUUCUAUAGUUUGCAUUAACUGCGCGACACUAAGCACUGAAUUGACGUCCCCUUGUAAGCCGCUCUUUCAAAAACAAACGUUGCGCACAAGAUGCAAGAAUAACAAAACGCGGAUAUAAUGUAUUGAUAAAGACAGGGUCACUGAACAGGAAAUCAGUGUACAGUCCAGAUAAAAUGAAAUCAGAAGUGAGAUGAAUCAUAGAUAUCGAACACUAAAAGCAGGAAAGCUGGUCAGUUUAAUGCAUGCAUGAUUACACUGUCAAGUUUCAAUCUGUGAUCAUGCAGAAUCAGAACGGUGACAUUUUGCGUGAUCUGGCAAUCGUCUGGGGAAAAGUUUAGUUUUGUUUUAAUCAAUGUUUUUGGUGGAAUAGGAAAGAGACUCAGAUUUAGAUUCAAUUUCUUAGAUCAAAAUAUGCGAGAGUGCAUGUAAACUUUUUUCAAACGUUAACACACAAUUUCCUUAACUCAACUCGAAAGCUAACGUCCAGGGGUCGUAUAGUAUACAGAAUUUUUAAUAGGGGUUAAAUUCAAGAUUCAAAAUUUUAAGAAACUUGGUGAUGUAACAACCUGGUCAGUCGAUGCGGGUGUCUGGGAGUUAGUGCAUGGAUACAGGCUAUACCCAGGAAAAUGCCAAACUAUUAUCGCAGUUCGGAACUACAACAUGUACCUGAGAAUUAGAAGGAAGAAUUAGAAUAUGCAUAUAUAUAUAAGAAUUUCGCUGUCCAAUCAGUGUUUUACUUAUAGCCACAAAGGAACUGACAUUAAAUAUUUGUUGUUCUAGCAUAUUUUAUUUUCUGUGUAAGCAAAAUAAAGAAAGUACACUUAAGGGAAUAUAUCGUGUAAAUCAACCGUGCCGAAACAAACUUUGAGCUGCUUUUGCAUAUUCAAAAGAUAAUCUAUCAUCUCGAUGCUUUAUUUUCAUAUUGAACUUUAGUCAACUGAGUUCGAUUACACGACUAAAUAGCAAUACAAAAAACUUUAACAAUAUGUAUAUACCAAAGUCACGGGACAGCUGAGACCUCACAAAAGCUUUAUUAUUAAUCUUGCCCCUAGCUAGGAUACGAUAGUUUUCAUAUCUUUAUAUGAUAUCAGUCAUAACAACACAUAUAUAUAUAACUUUAGAAAGCUGAAGACUCAAUAAUUAUAUGAUAAACACAAGUCAGAUGUUAGAGAAUGUAAAUUCUCAACUUCAUUUUAAAAUUAUCAUAUAAAACAAAAAUGGAAUAUAUUUAAAAUAAAGUCGACAAUUUGUGAGAUUCUAGCUUCUUGUUCAAAUAUCGAAUUUCCAUGAAAUAUGGCAUUUUCAUGGCGAUCUGUUUGUUUUCAUAUUUUCCGUGCAUGGUUUCUCUUAAAUUUUUUUUGAAGUGGAUUUAACAUUCACGAAUUAAUUAUGUCAAAUGUUUGCUAAGCUCUGAUUUAGUUCUGGUGUACACAAAGCACGUUCAAGCCACUUACGAAAGGUUGAGUGCUCUUAUAAUUCAAAGCAUCAAUUUCAUCGCGACAAAAAUAAAGUAAUACUGAUACAAAUGAAGAUUCCCGCAUAUAAUUCAAAUAAUUUAUUACACACAUGCGCUGCAAAAAUAUCAUGAUUGUAUACAAUGCGCCUAGAUCCAAAAUAGUAGUUUUUCAUUUGGAAUGAAAGAAGUGUUUAUAUUAUAGGUGUUAAGAAGUGUGAUUUUGAAGUGCCUAUAGCCAAUGGUAAUUUGUCUUAGCAUAUUUGCAUACAUAAGCUAAAAUCUAUUAAUUUGUGUGCAAGCUUGACCUUAUCUCUGCUGUGCCUGUGGUAUUCUAGUAGGCCUUUCAUCAGAUUUAUGUGUUGUAUACAGCUUAUUACAGCAUGCAUUAAAAACAAUUUGCACUGGUCGUUCAAAUUGUGCCGACAUGCGCAAGAUUGAUUUAAAUUAUUUAGCAUAUUGUUCAUGACACAGUGCUCAACCAAUAUGCCCCUGGCUGUUUCAUUUGCCAAGACAAGUGGUUUCAAAGAAAUCUAGCGAAUUAAACGGCAUUGUACGGCAUAUACUGACUCAGCUAAUGUGCUUGACGCCUGCUACGAAUGCAGCCUAGUUGCGCAUUGACAUUGCAUACGGGGACUAUUAAAAAAUCAAACAUUAUGCAAGGUUGUAUUUUGCAACUGAGUCAAUAGCCUAUAAUCACACAUACAUGCAUGCAUACGCAACCACAGCCCACCAUCAGAUCAGCCGGGUUUUUUAUACAUUUUUUAUACUGUUAUUGCGAAGUACUAAUUUUUUGCGCAUUUGUUCUUGAUAACGACUUGCCUUUGGGCUUUCCGGCCCAGGACAAAUAAAUCAUUUGCAACCAUUUUAAUAUAUAUCUGUUAAGUGUUCUUAAGAAAACAUACCUUGCACACACCAGAUGCGAAGAUAUACAACUGAUAAAGGGUUCACAUCACUUUCCUUGAUUCCAAUCUAUGAACAAAAAAUAUACCACCAUGAAAACACACGCAUUAAUCAGUAACAAAAAACAUGUACAGAGUUAUAUGGUAGAUUUGAGUAUUUAAUGUGCGCAAAGAUGCUGUAGUCUACACUGACCUAAUCAUGACCCGACUCAAAGGCUGAUUUAUGGUUUCUUUAAAAAGUCAGUAAAGUGCAACCUCUUUCUAAGACUUGAAUGAAAGUAGCAGUUUGACUGAUUACGUGGGUAUGACGCCAUCGUAACCACAGAAACUCACAGUCAGCUGUGUAAACCUCUAUGGUCAGUAAACCAUGCCUAAUUGAAUUAUCGGGUCAACUGAAAAGAGCACAAGCUCAAUCGAUAUUUAAACGCACGAGGCAUCUUCUCAAUUUGACAAUCUGAGCUAUCAAUCCUGCUUGAAUCAACUAUAUUUUGUAGGUUGUUUUAGUGAAUUCCAGUGUAUAAUUUUAGAGACUGUUUAAUUUCAUAACCAGAUGUUUUCCUAGGUAUUUGCCAAUGCGAUGUAAAGAAAAUACUCUCACAUUGAACUACUUUAUAUUAACUACCCAGCUAUGCUAAGUACUUUAUGCGACCUUAUUAUCUAUUAAUAGACGAAUAGGCCGAAAAUGUACGCAAACAACUCAGACUCAGUCGUCAAAGCUGUAAAUAAAAUGAGUACAUAUAUAGAUCAGUGGACUGAGAAGUGUGAUGCUCGAUGGAAACACUCCCAUCAUGCGCCAUUAGUUUUUCAAUCCUCAUUCAGCGACUGGGUAUACCGCGAGUUAGUAUCCGCGCGUCACACAAGUGAAAGAAAGAAACACAAAUUAAUGUUUCGCGCACGCGCAGAUCACUAUAAUAUUUGUCAAAACGAGAACUAUACAUUGAAUAGGAUAACAUUUUUAUCGUAUAUGUUUAUUUGUUGCAGGUUUUGCAAACCAGCGGGACAAAACAGACCAAGUGAAAGAAAUUAGAAAACAGAGUUCACCGGUAUGUUCAAAGUUACGCAAGAAGCGUUCCCGUGCGGCGUUCACGCAUGCGCAGGUUUUUGAACUCGAGCGACGGUUCAGCCAACAGAAGUACCUUUCCGGACCGGAGCGAGCCGGUCUGGCGGCCAUGCUGAAAUUAACCGAAACCCAAGUCAAGAUUUGGUUUCAGAAUCGAAGAUAUAAAACCAAACGUCGCCAACUGGUGACAGCGGUAAACUGUCCGCCAAUCACAGCCAAGAAAGUUGCGGUGAAGGUUUUGUAUCACGAUGAGAUGCAGAGACAAGAGGCGUUUAGCUUCCAUCACCUGGCUAGCACGCAUCAUAUGCAGGCAGAACCUACAGCACCAUGCAGAAUAAUUAACUGUCCCUGUUCAACCAUACAUUGUUAACAGCAAGGGUAUCGUUACUGAUCUUAAAAUACACUGGAUGGAAACGACAAACGGACAAAAUCUGGUGCCUAAAUACAUUUUGGGUUGGGUGAAAAACAAAGUUCCCGCGAAUGUUCUGCCCUCCCGCAAUUUCUUUCAAGACCUCAUCCGACGGAGACAAGUCGUAUAGCUCAAUGUGCUCACCUAAAAGGAAAAAAACUGCAGUUUAAUAUAAAAGAUAUUAUGUAUUGCGUUUAUCCAGCCUUAUGUUUACUGGCUAAUAAUAUACAUGAAAAAAUUACUUAAUUCUGAUUGUCUAAGAGCAGUUCAUUUUGUUGAAACACAGUGCUAGAAAAGAAAUCCAGAAAAAUGCGUGGCAACGGUCAAAACAACCAAACAUUUUGAAUAAAAUUUUGACUUUUGACAGUUGAAAACUUGUAUGAAGUUGUGCCAUUAAAAUCGGCGAGUAAAUAAAUUAUAUUUAUUUCGCAUGUUUUUACAUGCAUGUGCAACUGAUGCAAGUUACCAUGAAUUCGCUUCUGUAUAUAAUUAUUUGAUGUAUAUUAUUGGUAUACGUAAUAGUAUAGGGUUUUGAGUGGAAUUUAGAAAACCUACACUCGCGAGUUUUUCAAGAAUUUCAACUGAAUUGCACUAGUCCUUUGACCUCGUACAAUUUUGUUCGUCUCUGAAAAUUCACUCGUGCACGUUUUUUGUUUCCAAAUUGCACUCGAAACCAUACAUAACCUGAACAAAUACAUAUGAUACGAACAUUUAGCAUCAUUUUCUCGUUCUUGUGUUGAGUUUGACUACCAUAACAACAGUUAUUGCUGAAACCUGUCUAUGGAAUAUCAUUAUAGAUGUAAUUUUUAGUUGGUGUGUAGAGACUUGGAUUCGUUUCAAAAACGUGUUGUUGUAAAUUAAAAAACGUAGUAGACUUAUUACGAAAGAGGUGUACCCGGUAUACAAAAUCCAGGUGCAAUUACAGCUGAGUCCCAUGCAUGUAUUUAUACAUUUGUACUGUAAUAUGUAAUAUGUAAUCUACUGUACUGUACUUGUACUGCACUGCACUAUGUCAGCACAACAUCGCACUGCCACACUGCCUUUUACAUGGUUGAAGUAUCAUAGCACACAGCGCGUGUGUAUUAAUAGAUAUCAUAUCGAAAUCUGCUCCUCGUGCCCUUUAGGAAACAGCACUUAGCCUAAGUACUAUCUAUCUUAUAAAGUGUAUAAUCUAGUGCGUGCAAUCCAUCCGGUGUGGGUUUUUAUUAUCUCCAAUAUCAUUUUGGUUUUUUCUUUCGCUUCCGAAGAUCAACAAAGAAUUGAAUACCUUUGCCAACACUUAAGACAUGGGAUAUGAAAACAUUCCUGAGUGAUCGAGAAUGUGAUAUGAAGAGGAAUAAAUCCAUAUUGUGUUUAGGGUCGAUGUGUGGGCGGGAUUUAAGGCUGUGAUAUCGCGCAGGUAGAUAAUGAAAACAAAUUUAAGGAUGAAAUGGCAUGGCAACACUUCCCAGCAAGAAUUAUAGGUUAUAGAUAUUAUGAAAAGAGCUUCCUCUUUGCAACAAAACAAUAGUGCAGAAUAUUCUGCAUCGAUACAUAGUCAUGUCAUUUUGCAUGUAAAACCAGUAUACGUAGCAGCCAAAACAAACCCCAUGCCGAUAUCGCAAAAUUAUUGAAAAAUAAUGGUACCACAAAAUUACUUUUUGGUAGAGUUUCAUAAGGCACACAACAGUCCAGUCUAGGAGAAUUUUUUUUUAAAGGUCUCCGAACCCCUGUCCCCCCCAACUAUAUGUAGAGUUCGUAAACAUGUUGACUAUACGCUGGAGUUCAUAGACAUGACAAUGCAGGAAAUUCGCCAAUUCAGUUAAGUUCUCAGGAUAAAGGAAAUGAGUUAAGUGCUCUCUUUAUCCACUCACAGCGAACAUGUAGCGAUUAAAGAGUUUCUUAUUGUUAUAAAUAUAGAGCGCAAAGUGCGUAGGGAUUAAAGUUAGAGAUCGUGUGGAGCGAUCUAAACACAUCAUAAAUCUUCACACAACUUUAGGUUUUUGUUGUAUUUAUUAAAUGAACUAAAUUGUGAAAUAAUCAGUGUUCAUAUGUAAGGCCCACAAUGUUGAAUGUUCUUGUCUUGGUGCAAACGCCCUUUUUUAACGCCCUGUACUCCCGAAUGGAUUCGACUUAAAUACAUUUAAAUCUGUCUGGUUUACUAGGAGUAAGGUAACAGAAGCAGUGACUUAAUUUUAUUAUGUGGUUACAUUUUUCUUAGUUCACGUUAAAGCUUAUCAAUCUAUCUCGUGAAGUGAACGAGUGAAGUGAAGUUGCGCAAGUUCAGUGAACAAAAAGGCUUUUGGAUGGCUGGUGAUGAAAUAUUUUGUCAAACAUUCAGUAUAGAAGCGCAUCUUGUUUACUGGUGUUUAAAUUCACAUGAGUGCUCAGUAGACGAUGUCGUAAGCAUUGCCCUUGAGUUUGUUUCCACGGGGAAUAUACAGCGCUACAAGAAAUUAUCUCACCGCCAAGUUCAAGUUGAAGCACCCAUUGUUUUGCGCACUUAAUGCUAAUUCAAGUUGAGAUCCGGUUCCCAUUUACUUGAGAAAGAUAUUUACAUUAUCAGCAAAAGAGAUGAGCGAUCUCCAAGGGUUAUUUGGUUUCCGUAGAUACAUUAAUCUAGCUCUUUAGUAAAGUGUGUUUUCUUUAACUCGAUGGAUGAUUGAUAACGAUUAAAAAAAUAUCGCAAACUAUGCGAAUGUUGACACAGGCAUGACGUACUCUAAUGCACCCCAGGCCAGUCAGUCCGCCUAUACUAAUGCGAGAGGAGUUCACUAAUGUUAUGGUAUGGGUGAGACCUGCGCCAGUUGUGGUAGCGUAAAAUUGCUGAAAAACGCUAACGAUUGCUGUUACUUCGGAUUUAGUCGGCCUAGCGUAGGUGGGAGGGGAGGGGGAGGGGGGGGACGUUACUUUGAGGGGCUAUUUUUCAGUGGUUGCAUAUUUUUGUCUGGUUGACGUUAACAAGAAUCCUCAGAAGUGUUUGUUUUUCAGCAGAAGAAUAAUAGCAUUAAUUCAAUGAUCCUCUAAUAGACAAGCAUAAAAUCGACUUAUAAAGGAAGUGCGAAAGCCUAGAAUUUUUGACGAACACGGUUAGGAUCGAGGAGCGGCCAGGACGCAAAAUAUAUUCCGUCAGGGAAAGGUGGCUAAAAUUGCAGCGGAUUGGGUUGAGUUGCUGAGAGAACAAGGUCAAGGAAAAUGAUGAAGGAUUAAUUUGAAGGUCUACGAAGCGAAAAACAUGGACCUGCAGUAAUACUAAUUGGCUAAUCGCUGUUGUGUGUGCGUGAUAUAUUAUUGCGAUAUCCUAUUUUGAUACGGCUUUUUUGAAAUAUUAGAACUAUUUUCAGUGUUUUGACUGAGUUGUUUUUGGCAAUGACAAUUAAUGCAUCAUAUCUUUGGGGCAUAUUUUAACACAAUGUAAACUAAACAGUAAACUUAUUCAGUUCAUAAAAGAUUUCUCAUCUUCUCUCCCUUUGAUAUUAUCUGUUUGGUAGACCAAUUGGGGUGAGGCAGUUAUUUGAUACAUCGAAAAAUCCCGAUGUUUUUUAAAAACCGAUUUGACCGAUGUUGUUUUUGCACAAAAUUCGAAGAACCGGAAGGCCGAAAAACCGAACAAACAGACGAAAAAGCGCUAGCAGUAUUCGGCAGUAAACAUUUCAGCAAAAUCGAAUCAAACGUGUAACACUGUGUUAAAUCUUUCGGCUUUUGCGUUGCAGUUUCACAAAUAAAUUACAGGUGCAACAGCGCCUUAUGACUGGACAAGGUUCGAUUAGAGUUUAAAGAUUGAGCAGAGUAAACGACAGAGAAUUUUGAACAGCAUCGUGCAAUGUUUUCAAGUGAAGUUUAAAACGUGUCUUAAAACCGAUUCACUCGAUCGUAUUUCGUUUUUUUUAUAAAAACCGCUCCACCCUAAGACUAUCAAUGCAGACUAAAAACUCGAAAAUAACUUAGUGUAGAUAAACUUAUAUCAAUGCAGUGAUCUACGACCUGCCUCGGCCUCAGGUGCUAUGAAACGAUCUCACAUACGAGUCACUAAAAAAAGGUUUACAUGAAGUAGUCCGUCAUUAUAGGCGCGCAAAGGGGGAUGGGAUAUGAGCGUUCAACCCCAUAAACCCCUGCGCUUGUUCGUCGCGAUGCACUACUUCAUGUAAACCUUUUAUAUAGUGACUCGUAUAUGAAAUAUUUUUAUAGCGCCUGGGGACGAGGCAGAUCUACGACCACGAACUGAUACAGAUUUAGUUCCCUGUUAAACAAAAAGCGUGUCUUUGAUCUGGUUUAUACUACCACGAAGAUUUCAAAAAUUAUACUUUGCUCCAGUUGGGCUUGUGUCACUUUUAUCUAUAAUUUCACUGCCAUUCCGAGUUCAACUUCCAAUGUUUCUACCCUUAGUUUAAAUAUUAUCAUGGUAAAUGUUUCCAUGUAGUUGCUCCCAAACGCAAGGUCAAUAUACAUGGUGAAAUCAUUUCACCCUUUCACUCAUUUGCCUCGCAGAUGGUUUUAAUUGCAAAGAAUCUUUUUCUUCAACUACAGAUCUAUUUAUGCGUCUACAAACGGCAGUAUGAAUAUGUACAGUUAAUGACUUUCACCUUGUCCAUGUACAAAACUAUCACUUAAGUUGCGUGCUAAUGGUUACCAUUAGCACAAGUCAAUAGGUCAACUUGUAUAUAAUUAAGACCAGUUUGGUUCUUUCGUGUUGAAUUCAGAGGAAUGAAAACAAUGGCGGCGUUUCUUUAGUACUAAACGCCUCCACUCAAAUUAACGCCCUUGCCAAUACAAGAGGCAGACAAUUCGAAAAGUGAAGGGAGGAAGAUGGGGAAGUUUCUACAAUACAUGGAUCAGUUGUUUACGGCGGCUGAAUAACGGUUCACUUAGUGUGCAUGUUUUUUGUGAUAUAUUCUUUUUCUGCCACCUUCUCGUCCCCAAUCGCUUUAUGUGAAUUCAGGUAAGAGAGGGAGAGAAUACGCGUGGAGAAUGCAGCAUUUAGAAUGAAGAUUUAGCAGGCUCUAAAUAUUGUUUCGCCUUCCCAUCAUGCAUGACAACCGAUCUUUUUCCCAACCACUGAUCUACAUAUACCACUGAUAUGUGCCAAAAGGAGCAUACGGAGAACGGUAUAUAGUUAUACUGUGAUAGAUUUCCGUUUAAAACUCGGUAACCUUGGCUUGAAGACUGCUGAGAGUCUUUCAUAUGAAACCAUAAAUCAAUAUCUUAAUUUCGUCAAUUUGUUGUGUUGUCUACAAAUCUACACAAAAGCUCUUACAUCAAAACGAUCAAGACACCCACGAAGAAUGAAACCACCCCAACUAGAUCCUACAGCAUAGUUUUUAUAUUUAUCUUCGACUGUUUUUUAAAAAAGAGCGUGCUUUUCCGACAUUUAUGAAAUAUAGUUUGGCCAAAAAUAACGAUUUAUUGAUAUUGCACGAAAGGCUAUAUUAAUGCACGUACAUCCAUUAAAAAAGCUGUAUAUACAAAGACCUACUCAUCACCUGAGAAACAAAUUUGAUUUCAACAGCUGGUCCUGUCAUAAAAUACGAACAAUCUGAUGAUUUCCCUGAUCCUAUCACCGGUGCCCUUCACACGAACUCUUAACUAGGGUUGGGUCUACUGAUGGCUCGCAACCCUCCUAGCUUUCACCCAACCAUGCAGAUAGUAUGGCUCUUCACCUCCACCAGCGCACUCCAAAAAACAACAAGAAACAAUCCAGGCCUUCAGCAAGGUGCCAAAAAUAACAUAACGAAAGUUGUCAUCAGCCAGUUGAUGAUACCAAUCCUACAUGACUGUUUCUUCAUCAAAAUGGACAGAGAAAUCUGAGGCGUAGAAUCUAACUCCGACCACCUGCGCACCCCUGUUGAGGACUGUUUCCCCAGAACACUGCCAUACUUUCCUCUCACUGAUUAUGCACCCUAUGGUGGUCGACGGUCCGUAUCGCUUACCCCCAGCAUGGCCCCUACAAUUAUUAAUCUGGAUCCAUCCCUCUGUCUUGAAGAAACAUUGUGCUAUUUUCUUGAUAGGUUACCAUAUAAAUAACUAAUUAAUUAUUCAUGUUUCGCUCGCUACUCUGGUUUAAAUAAAUGAUUACAAAGCUCAGUCGAAUUGACUGGGCUUUGUAAUCAUUUAUUUAAACCAGAGUAGCGAGCGAAACAUGAUUGAUAUACCUGGUUGCAGUGAACGAACAAACUUUAAUUAAUUAUUAAUUGCUUAUUUGCGCUAAUACGUUAAUAUUCUAUCCUAUUCCUAUUCCUAUUCUAUUCUAUAGGAUAAUUUGUAAUUAACUGAAAAGAAAGUGCAGGAACAAUCAACACUGAGUAGCUUUCGAUAUAAUUAAAACUCAUUCCUAAUCCCGAUACUAACCAGUGAUUCUAACCCUAAACGUAUCCCUUAUUCCAAUCUUUGUGACGUCAUUUUGAGCAAUCUCGUCCCCAGGCUCUUUCCACUUCGCUCAGCGAGGAGUUUCGAGCCUGGGUACGAGGUUGCAUUCUGAGAUGGUAAUAGUGGAAGUAAGAAUUAUAUGUAAUACGAGCGUUCACGCAAAGACCAAUAUAUAUUUAAUGUGUUUAUCCACUAUGUCAGCAUUUAGCCUGGGCAGGAAAUGAAAAGUAUAUGAUGGUAUAUAUUGCGAAGUGCUUGUCUUACCACUCCUAAUGACAUUGUCUCAGAAUGCAUCCGUUCUCUAUGUUGUCUUAAUAAACACCACUUCUUGAAAGCACUUUUUCCCAAGAGCUUGUUUGUUGAUUUAAAAAACAUUUGGAGGAAAUCUUCUGAAUGUUUUGUGACAAGUUCAUUCAUGCAAACCAUACUAAGUACUCAUCUCGGCUGUGGCUUGUAAAUAUGAAUUUUCGCUAAAGUAACUCCUCUUAAAAGACCUGUCUUUAGGGACAGACCAUCAGAUUUUUAUGAGGGGAGGGGAUUUUUUUGAGGAUUUUAUCUUUCGCCCUGACUUGCUUGCAGGAUAUUUUUAAUGUCUGACACAUACAUGUGUUAGGAAUACCAUAGAAAAGUCACGGGUACAAUUACAAUCACAUAUAUAUAAUAAAAAGUAUUUGAUCAUAGCUUCUAGAACAAUCAGAUGGAUGACAUCGUUUGGUGAAGAACGUUAAAUUUUAUUUUCAAUGGGGGGUCAGAUGGCAUUCUCCCCCAGGGAAAUUUUGAGAUUCAUAGUCUCGGGAACGGCAAAUUCCGGCAUUCUGGGAGACUAUAUGACAGUAAUAUCCAUGCAUAUUUUACUUUAAAAUUGUUCAAAACGAUUUGCACGAAUGACCUCAUCCAGCCGGAAUCAGGCUGAAUGCAGUAUUCGUUGACCUUUUUAGACAAAGUCUUAAUCAGAAGUUACUCUUUAGCUUUUCUUAAAGUUAUUUAAUAUCCAACUACAACUGUCUUUAUAAUGGUAUAUGGCUUUUCCCAUUUUUGUGUCUGUCAUUCGCCAGUAACCCAAAUCCCAUUUCCCACUCCAAAAAUAGACAAAUCCCAGUUCUCAUUUUACCUGAUUUUACAGAUUAUUCAGACUUAGAAAUUAUCACACCACCCUGUCAGUCCUGCAAAGACCCUGUCAGCCCUGCAAAGACCCUGUCAGUCCUGCAAAGACCAUGUCAGUCCUGAAAAGACCCUGUCAGUCCUACAAAGAUCCUGUCAGUCCUGCAAAAGACCCUGUCAGUCCUGCAAAAGACCCUGUCUGUCCUGUAAAGACCCUGUCAAUCCUACAAAGACCCUGUCAGUCCUGCAAAGACCCUGUCAGUCCUGCAAAGACCCUGUCAGUCCUGCAAAGGCCCUGUCUGUAAUUAAUCUCGAACAUAAGUUACCAUUUAAUAUUAGACAAAAAUCUAAUCGUUCAUAUAUCAAGCGCUUCCGCGCACAUUCAAAGCUCCUUGUGGGUUGACCGUGUGCCGGCAUUUGGUCGGCGGAAAACCCAUAUUAUAUAAUUAUUCCUGUUUUUAAUUUCUUGUAAUUUCUUGAUUUCAUUUAAUAGACCUGGUGAUAUUGACUAUAUGAUAUAGUCCGUGCUAUAUCAGAUAUAAAACACUCGAGCUGCGCUCCCGCGCUUUAUAUCUGAUAAAAUGACUGCUGCUCGUGUUUUAAAUAGUACAUUAAUUAAACAUUAUUGAUUGGCACGACAUUUGUACGUAAGUAGACGAACAUGAGAUCAGCAAUAUUGUAGGGGGGGGGGGGGGGGGGGGGGGGGGGUUCUCCGUGGGGGCUUGCAGCCUGCAAAAAUAAAAUAUAUGUGCAGGGUCUUACGAGGUUGAUAUAUGUGUAGGAUUAGUGGCCUCUAUUAAUAUAUCAUGCUGGCCGGAUGAGUUGUGUCUAAGAUUGUAGAAGCUUUUGCUGCAAUUGCAAGUAUUAACUUCAAAACUGCGAUGAAAUAUACGUAUAUAAGCUUUUCUAUUUUCUACUUUCAAUAUUGUUAUCCAUAAGAGUGAGUUCCCACAGUGACGUCAUAGGGGUAGUUUCGGUUACAGACUCAUUAUAAACAUAAAAAACAUUUUACGACAUGGAAACUUUAAAAAUAUUUAGAAAACGUUGUUGCUGAAACAUUUUUUCCUAGUUGGCAUGUUUCCAGAAGGUGGGCAAACCAAGAACAUUUACCAGCGUAGAAAACUACUAGUGCAGGGUAACUUUCUCAGUUUCUAUAACAAAUACUGGCUGUUGCAUCUUCAGACAAGGCCGUUAAAAUCUACGCGGAAAACAAUUUCGCGAGACAACAAUCGCACUUGCAAAACAAUCUUUCUGAAUUUGUUGGAUAAACAGCGAAACAUUUCAGGAAAUAUCAUGUUUUCCGAUGUUUCUAUAAGAGCGUUUUCUAAUUUUGUCCAUGCCUUAUAGCUUUUUAAUUACGGCAGAUGUUUUCCAGCAAUCACGCAAUCGCCUCGCAUAUAAAUGAAGGCGGAGUAGUAUACAGGCAAAACACAAAUUGCCCUAAUAUAAUUUGAUUCUCAUUUUUGAUCUACUUAUCAGUAAAUUGCACUUAGGCCUGCUGGCGAGAUGUUGGAAAGAUAUAAACACAUGUAUAAUCCUUUUUAAAUUCUUGGCCUUCCUUAUCGCUGAAGACAUGCAACGGCUGCAAAAUAGAGAUUUAUAUAAUUGGCAAACAAACCCUAUUAUUCUAUGUAUUCGUAUUAGUAGUACAUCAAUUUCUAUCGUUCGCUCUCAUAAUUUAUAACAUAAUAAAUGAGUUUAGGCCUUCCGUAGCUCAUUAGUCUCAUUUGCUCAAUCAAUUUAGCUAGUAAUUGGCCACAAUCUGAUAACGAAUUAUUCAUAAUAAAAUAUUUAAAACAUCUUAUAGAUUCGGAUUAAUUAGAUGGGAUUUUUAUCACAAAAAGGUUAUCAAAUACACAGUACGGAAAAGGCUAUAAAUUUUGGAGAUAUGAUAGCCAGACUGAAUGACUGAUAUGAAACAGACAAUUUGAAAAUAUUUCUCAUUAUAUAUAUUUCGAGAAUGACUUCUAGACAGUUUGGGUUUUAGUAUAUAGAAAAUAUUACAUAAACGUUUGUUUAAAAUAUUAUAGUUAUAACAGUUUUAUAGUUAUUACAGUAUUACAGUUUUAUAGUAGUUACCGUAUAUAUAUAUACAGCUAUAUAGAUGCAUGUUAUUUUAACAGUGAUUUUAACUCGAACCAUAUGGUACGGGCAUUCUCGUUGUUAAAAUUCCUAAAUUAUCGUAUUCGUUAAAUAAUCGUGAUUUUCUCAGGACGUUUUCUUGUAAAUGUGAAAUAUAUUUCUCGCACGAUGCAAGUUUUGUAGACUGGGAAAAACUGUUAUUAUUGCUGCCACUUGCCAUUAAAGUGUUGAACUGUCGAGAAUUUAUACUAAUUGUUUGUAUUUUCUCUUGCAUUCUGCAAAAUAUGACACUGAUGUAUGUAGCACAGACAUGCAAGUAAUGAAUUGGAGGCAGUCAGGCGACUAUAUAUCAAUGCGAAUCAAGCUUCUAUACAACGUGGAUCUAAACAUACUUUAGUUAUAGUAGAACCAAAACUGACCUGAAACAUUACCUUACACAGUAUAAAUUGCUCUCUCUAUCUCUUUCUGCAUGAUUGGUUGACUGGCGAUAAAAUUGGCAUUUUAUCUUAUUGGAGGGCAUUUUUCGUAACAAACUUCAACGGAAUAAUUUUCCACAUCUUUCCACCUUAAUGUUUGCAAAGAACUCGGGAAAGAUUUUUAACAAUAAUUGGCAUAUACUGAUUUAGGCAUUCAAGCAUCACUACAAUUAUAACAGCAGAUUAAAGGGGGGGGGGGGGGGUAAAAGUUUCACGGAAAAAGAAAUGAAUGGGGUGUCGGACUCUAUAUAGUCGGGUUUUUUAGUUCAAUAUCCCACCUUCUCCCAUGCAUACUGCGAUUAUCAAAUUCAAAUUACCCAACCUGCAUGCAUGUCCAUGUAUCAAAGAUUUCCUAGCAUUUCUACACCUGUUAAGAUAAUUUUAAUUUCCUCUUGUAUUGCCACACAGUGACCAAAAAGGACCUCACUCGACCGCUAUAUCGGAAGAACAGUUUUAAAAUGAUCGAGGGAGGUAUCCCAGAGUUUAACGUAGUUCAGUUUAACGUAGGUUUGGUCUCAACAUUAUAGAUUAAAAUUUGAAAUGAUUGAGAGAUGCUUAUCUACAUUCUCACAGCCAUCACAACACAAAAUCAGUUGCGUGUUUCAACACCCCAGUUCAUAUGCAUAGAGGGGAUGUUCCGGGGGAGGAGGGGGGAGGGUGAGAUGGAAUGGCACCCUAACAAAAAGUCACCAUCAACCAGUGCAAAUUGGUUUUGAGAGAUACCUAAUUUCUCCUUAUAGCCUAUAGUGGGUUUAUAUCAUUUAAAUUUUUAUUUGAUUUUCAUCUAUCAGACAAUUUUUUACGAUUAAUCCAAUAUCUUCAUGAGUCAACAUCUGAAAUUCUUCAAUAUUGUUUGAACAGAAAAAAAAGUUUGUUGAAAAAAAAAAGGUUUGAAAAUUACCUUUUCGGUCAGACGUUGCAGUUAAAAAAAAGUAUGACGUUUAAUUUACCCGAGAAUUUUUUCAACUAUGAUAUAAAUAGGUAUAAUUAUACGUGUUUGUUAUUGUGAUAAGUUUCAUGUUGGUAUUAUUUACACUGCAGACAAAUCAGAGUCUUGCCGGGUAAAUAUUGAUUAAAAUUGCUUUGUUGUGGCCAUGCACACGCAGUCCAAUAUCAAUUGUUCUCACAAAUAAUCCCAGCCCCGGUUCACCGUUAGUUAAUAUUGGAAUAGCCUUAAAUGAAUUUCCAGCAUUGUAUGACGACCGCAGCGUUUAGUUACAGGCGGGCUGCUUGAGAAAUGCUCUUUAAAUCUAUUGUGUGCACUUAACUUUAGCCUAAUUUGAUUUGCGUGCCACUCAGCACUUAGCAGUGGAUUUUAAGUGAGUUCAUACAUCUUUAAUACAAAAGCACUAUUCGUUGGAAGUAAUUGAAUUCAUUAAAAGCCUAAAGUGUCUUUCCGGAUCACGCUGGGGUGCGAAUGGGAGUUGAGAUGAUGCGUGUUAUUCCUGGGGAGCGAGGAACGGUCGAGGAUCGUGGAAAGAGUGGACUUAACCCUGAUAAAAGGAACGACUGAGUCAAACAGUUAUCAUAAUUAAACAGUUUUUCUUUAUCAAGGAACCUCUAUAAAUCCUAAAGGCUGAACUGUUCUCUCUGACGAUGGGUGGAGUAACGGUUAAUAUUGGCCAUGUCUUAUUACUGCAAGAAACAAAAUCUAAACUAUUUUUAUUAAUACUGAAAAGUGAAGAAUAGACCUUAGCUCAAGACGUCGAGAAGCGACUGUAACGCAGUUUCCUCUCAACAUGCAGGCAGACUAAAUUAUUGCACAAGAUUGUUUGUAUCAACGUACGUCUGCUACCUCCAUUUAGCUUCAAACUGUCAACCAAAGCUACAUCAGCAUAAACUGUUCUACACUAAGGUCCAGCAAAGACCAUCUCUUUGAACCAGUGAUAUUACAGGAGGAAACCCAAACUUAAAUUUAUGAAUACUGCAUGGUAGCACGUGUACUAUAUAAUAACCACACCGUACAUGCCCACGGGUGUUCCUAAAUGGGGAAGCAGAUUUCCCGGAGAAAACCUGUGGUAUUUGUUAGUUCGUAGACUGGGAGAAAUCCUGUCUAGUCAUGUGUUUUUCAUACGUGCGGAAAACGUUAAAUUAAUUUAAAUGUUACUCAUAUGAAAUACUACUAAAUGAACAAAAAGACGACGUUUACAGUUUUGUGCAUGACUCACUUAAUGACUAAUGUGUAUUUGUGAGGUAAUUAGUACCUCCUAUAAAGUUUAGUAAGAUUUAGAUUGUAGGGUGAUUGAGAGCCGGGGGAGGGGGUGUGCUAAUCAUCCUUACUUGCAGCUGAGAGUUAAGCUGAAUUACGAAGGACGCAGCUCAACCUGAUCGAGUCGAAUGUUUUCUAAGGGCGCCUCUGGCAGCCACCUUAUGACUCAUGUCUGGUCACGGUGUACAGCUACGGGGGAAGGGUCAGUUAGGGGGUUAAUCCCAACCCACCCUGUCAAUAUUCCCUGUGCGGGAAGGUAACGGGAGGACCCGGAGAAAACCCAUGACUAGAGCGUUGACUGACUCUUUUCACACAAGUUUCAUGCGUCAGUAGCUAGAAUCGAUCUCAGACUGAAGUGAAGAGGGUCUUGCCCUGACCUCGACGAUUGCCCCACCAAAGCCCCUAAUUAUAGAGAGAUACUCAUUGAGUUUAUUCAGAAUUUGCUUAUAAAUCCAAUCUUAUAAAAUCAGCUUAGCUUGUUUAAACAAUGUCAGUUAAGUCUAUCUAUCUAGCUCCAUGAAGGUCAGCACUUCUGAAGUCAGUUGCCACGCAACUGGUGUCCAAUACUAAGUCUAAGUAUACCAUACUUUUUACAUAACAUGACUCUGUGUUUGAAAUUGCGUUGCAUGUCCCAGCAGAAAAUAUCUGGUGUAGGUAUAUAAUUUUCUCCUAUGUAUAUUUAUAAACUACGUACAGCUAUAUAUGCAAACGCGUCGGUUAUUUAGAAAGAUAAGAUUUUUCAAUAUGGAUCAUUAUAUAUCAUAUAUGGAUAUCGUCUUUGUCAGUUUGGGCAAUUAGAAGUAAAUUACAGGCCGGGCAAUAAUCACGAAUUUCGCUGAUGUCUUUGCGAAUGCGACAAGGACGCCUACACUAAUUAUACCGCAUAAAUUAGAACCUUCGUAUGGUAUUAGCAGACCAAGGAAUGGACUAUGAAAACGGAUGCAACCGUAGAAAUUAUAAUUUUGUAUGGUUUUCGUUCACUAUCACGAACAAAAUAUAACAAAGAAAAGGUGCUAUUUUCGAAGGGAAAAUGUGCCUUUAUACGUUUUUGUCCUAGUUCGUUCCAUGACCAUCCAUCAGUCAAAGAACCCGCUGUUAACCAUCUCCUACACGCCCUCUGAGCCAAGACCUUCUUCCUUUUCCUUUUCCCAAAUUCCUCUUUCCUUUUGCCAAGUGGCAGCUGGCCUCCCUUUUCUCCUCUCAUCCUCAGUAACUGGUAUUCCGUCGCAACCUUGGUAUAUUUCUUCAAGUAGAGACAUUCGAGGCCGUGGCCGAACCAACUGACAAUUCUUCUCAGUUAGUCUGUCAAAAAUUUCUGGCUUGCCCUUCGAUGGAUGGAGCGAGUCUAAUUUCUCGCUAUCUGUGGCCUUUAUGCAGCUACCAUGUUUCACUUGUAUAAAGCAAAGAAAGUAUAGUGCCUUCAACCAACAAGUUGCUUCUUUGCUUCGUUGACUGUAUGCGUUCUAAAUAAACUGCAACCCUUACUCCCCCUUCCCCACCGACACCCCCCUACCCCACCCACAUCCUCCUGCCACCACCACCAAUACUAAUUUCGGCGUCCAUGAUCCAUUGCGGUUUACAUCUCAGUCUACUUACCAACUGGGUCCAGCGUACUCUACUCCGUUCCUUAUUUCGUCCACCGCCCAUUCAUAUGUAUAUUGCUUGCCUAAGUGGGCUCUUUAAGGGCCUUUCUUUACGAACCCCCGAUGUUUUCAUUUAUUUGUUUUUCUUUUGAUUGCAUUAAACGAAUAUUUACACUUUAAUUUUCCUGUUCAAUGCAGCCAGUAUAGCGGCUUUACAAGAGUUUUGGAGAGAAAGCUAUCUAGGCGUUUGCUUUAGAUUGACUACAAUAGCACUCUAAAGCUGAUGAUAGUUAUCUGUGCACAGUAGACGAUUGAAAUUGGCCGUGUUUUGACCCGCGCGUUGUGUGCACACAACGACAAGUAAUUAGUUUAAACCACUUGAAAAGUAAAAUAUACAUUCUAAGUGAGAUUAAACGCAUAUUGAUUUCUCUAGAUUCGAUGUUUCAACUCCUUUCAGUCUUUGAGUUGGGCAGCCACAACAGAUAUCCGUUCUGAGACAAAGCCGUGACAUUUGGCCCAAUGACUUAUUGAAUGACCAAUGGUAAUCACUUAAGCAUUGUGCAGUAGCGUUGUUCGUGGUCGCAGCGUGUUUAUCAACAACAAAUUCGAGUCAGAUAACGGACAUAAUUACCGGGGCACCCUGUUAACUUGCUUAUAAAAGACCCUUACGUCAAAUGCAACAAAGAUUACUCACACAGCAGGUUGAGGUAUCACAUCGCAGACAUUCUGGUGGAAGCGAGAAGAAACAAGAUUGAAACUCCAUCUACCUCUAACUCCCAGCCACUAGAACCUAACCUAAAAUAGCAGCUGUAAACUACACGAAGUCGCCAAAACUAUGUCUCAAGAGGUAGAGCCAGGACGAACCAGCGAUCCCCACUCAAGACUAACUCGGCCUCAUCCUUUCAGCGUUGUAUCGCUAAUGCGCGACCAUGGUUUGCAGAAAUCUCACACAAGCCCACCACCUGUAACGAAAUCUGAACACAAAUUCUCGGUAGAAAGCCUACUGCAGCACAACAGUAGCAGAGAUCAGCAAGGAAGCAUAACAGUGCGGGAACCAGUCAAAUCUAGUCUCAAUCUCGAGGAACGUAUGAUUAAAGAUGGAUUCACAUCGUGGCUUAAUUCUCCAAGAUAUAGCCCAGCAAGUAAGCAUAAAUUAUGGAAUAGUACUAGAAUAGGAAUGGUAGUGCGAUAUUUGUUAAUAAAUAUCAGUUUUAGUACAAGUAAAUCUAAGUUUAAAACAUAUAGUGCUAUUAGGUAUUAUGUCGACAUUAGGAAGCUAAUGUCGGAACUGAAUGAUCUCUUCUUGGUCGUAAUUAACUGGCUAUACGGAAAUGAUGAAAGGAAACUUCGACGUUAUGAGCGAAGAUUCUUCGUCUAGAAGAGUAGAAUCUAUACAUUCAACACGAUAGAGACAUCACUUUGGGAGAAUGAACUUGAAUCAGAUUAAUUGAUGCUAAGUGAUGCUAACCUAAGUCCAAACAGCUAGCCGGUGUUGAAAGUUUACAAAUAGUAUAUUUAGAAUACACUAGUUAUAAAGAUGUUGAAAUGACACCAAAGAAAUCGGAAUGAAUAUAGAUAAGAUUGGUGAAUCUCAGUUUUACUACAAUUGCAUGCGCACUCAGGCAUUAGAUUUGAGCUCUAAUAUAAAGUGGCGCAAAAAACAUCCAAGGAGUGUACAAUGUACAAAUACAUGUACGUUUAGAUAAAACACUGAGCAUGACGUGUUUUAAGGAAAGCAUCAUCGGGAAAUAGGAAUCACGACAUGUUACGAUUUGCUGCAGUAAUAUAUUUUAUAUAGCCUUUUGACUUUGAUUGUAUCUGCAUAACUGUGUUCGAAUAUAACGCAUGGCAUGUCAUCAUUAUAUAUAUAUAUAGCUGGCCUAGUUGUAAGAAUUCCCGAGAUUGUGUAUCAGUAAUGGUGAAACCAACACUGAGAAAAGGAAUACAGAUCCUCAGUACGGAUACAGCCACUAAUCACACGAGAGAGAAAGGCAUUAAUUUGGUGAAGUUUUAUUCAAUGUCCAAUGAACACUUCUCAGCCCUAAUCUCGGCUCUACACAGAGAUAACUAUAUUUGUGCAUGUAUUAUACUUCCCUAUUUUAUUUCCUUCAGUCAUGCCGUUUUUGCUCAUAGAUCUUCUUUGCCGGGCUAAUUAUGAUCAUUGAGCAAACAAUUACCACUGUACUCUGUACGUCUGCCAAUCGUGAAAUUUAGAGGAAAAAAAGACCAAUUUGUCAAAGAGAUUACAGAUCAAUUGAGUGAGAAUAUAAAUUGAGAGACUUCAACAGAGUUGGCGAUCGCAACUCAGGAUCCCAGCAGAAUAGUGUUUUGUCAUGUCCUUUUAACCGAAUAUUUUCUCCAGUCACUUAUAAGACAGACGAGACUAUGAUGUGACGUUCUGAGCUUUGAAGGGAAUUUCUUUCAAAGCCCAGAACUGCACUUUUGUCUUUUGAUAUAGAUUUGGGCAUUUGGCUUGCGAGAAUCUAUGUAUAAUGUCUAUUUUUGUCAAUGCAAUUUGUAUAACGUUUUUAUCGAAAGGCAUGCAUGCAUGCGAAGACUCUUCGUGUAUUGACAGUUAUAUAGGAAUAUCCAUCGGCUCACAUUAAAACGAAGAACUAUUAUCAAGGUUAUUUAAAUGAUUCACUUGCUUAUAUCAGCUUCUAGUUUCAUUUCGUUUACUUCACUGCUUGGAUAUAAUUAAUAAGCUGUUUGUUUUGAUACUAGGCCCUAUGUAUACAAUUAUGCAUGAACACAGCCUGGCAUGAACACUAAAAGCUACUUGUGGCAUUUCAGCAUAGAAUGCGCCAGACUUUGUAUAAUUGCUCUCGUCAAAUACACAUUGAAGAUUGUGAAGAUUCGGGUCUCUGGACGAACAUUCAUCCAAGUUUGAUAAAUGUUUAUACAUAAACAUACAUUUGUCACCAGACGUUUUCAAGCUAUCAUCAAGUCACUCAUUUAAGCCCAAGGGCAGGGCACGAAUUAGAUCUGCAAUGUUCUGAUUAGCAGUGAGACGCUAUGCCUAUCUAGCGGUCUAGAAAAUUAUUUUAAAUUUGAUAACAACUAACAGUAUUUGCCGAAACACUAGCCAAGUUUUCGCCGGUACAUUUUUUGAAGGUAUAGCAACUGUCUGACAUGGUGACAUUGCAAUAAAAAAACAAGAAGUGAUCCACUCAGAUUUUUGCAAGCCAAUUAAGAUGCCGAAAAAUCUCUUUAGUUCCAUUCCGCCAUGAUUGCGGCUUCACGCGUAGUCGUCGGUAGGAAUAAAUGGAAAUAUUUGAAUCAUUAAAAAAAAAUAAUGAUAAUUUGAGCCAUUAACCCGCCCUUUAUAAUUUCAGUGCUAGAAUACAAAAAUAUGUUCAACGCUAUAAAUAGGCGCAGAAUUAUACUGCCCACAUAGACGGAUUCGAUAAAUGCUUGUUAUACUCGCACUCUUUUUUCUUCCGUAUUUCAUUUCAACCAAGGUAAUAACUGCCGCCUUACAGAACACUUCAAGACUAACAGUUUUACAAAACAUAUAAAAUAGAACACAAUGCCAUGUAUUCUCAUCGAGCAAUUGUUUAAGAUUGUUUUGGUGCUUUUUGGAAAUUUCAAAGGGCUAUUCACUUGCAUGGAUCAUUUUCAAUCUUGGCUUUUACACUUUGCCUUAAUAACUGUCUUCAUCGAGAAGUCUACUAACUUAUCCAGACGAAGGGCGUUCGCUCGAAACGACGAAAUUCCCCAACCCCUUUAAAGUUUUUCUUCCCUCCUCAGUAUUGGCAAUGUUGCAAUCUUUGUUAUUUGAAGAUUUCCAAGAUUGUAUACGCUCUCAGCUUUUCCGUAUCAUUUUACGACUUUAACCACACGAAAACAAUUUCCUCAACAUGCAUGCGUGGGUGAGAAGCCAAAAAUAGACUAAGACAUUUAUGAAAGUGCUCUAAAUACCGAUAAACGCGUUUUACAAAUUGUCGAGAUGAUUCUUCCGGCCUUCUUGAAUGUUAUUUUAUAAUUUAAAGAUAAUUAUUGACAAUUAACAACAUCAUGUAUCAGGCGGCGUUUAUAAUUGCAACAGUGAAUAGAACUUUUAUAAUUAUGUUUCUGGAAUGAACGAUGCUUUUUUUACUUGUUUUCCAAAUUUCUGAUCCGUAACAUUAUCAACGCAAAUGAAAUAUACAAACAAAUAGUCCCUAUGAUGAAACAGCUCUGUAAAGUACCAUAGUUAUUUCAAAAGGGUAACAUCAGUAAGUGAUAUAAUUUUGACGGUCUGCAUGUGCCAGUGGAGGUACUGCCAAUAAUAAGAAAGGGAUAUAACUGAAAAAUGGAAGAGAACUUUUACGUUUCGAGCGAAGGACCUUCGUCACUUUCUUCGUCACUUUCUUAACAAGUACAUCAAUGAUGCUUGUGAUGUUACUCUUAGAGUGUAUCCACACCGGGUAGGCUUGAAACAUAUGCCUGGCCACGGUGGGAAUCGAACCUACGACCUUUGGAAUACUAUCCCAAUGCUCUGCCAACUGAGCUUACGUUACACCAACACUGAAAAAAUUCAUGUACAUCAAUAUGUGAUCUCUGACAUAUUUUCAGAAUUGCAUCUGUGAUCAAAUAAUGAUUUCUCCAUACUUAUAGUGUCAUAUUUAAAAGUAAUGUUAGGAAUAUGGCCCACGGUUCAUUCUAACGAUAUUUUUGGAUCAAUAAGGGAUGGCUAAUGCUCUCUAUCUAUAGGGAGAGAAAGUUAAUUUAGAUAGAACGUUAAUUUAGAUAAAGAUUUAGUGUGUACAUGCAUAUCGGUUUUCAUUUUGAAAGAUCUAAUGUUUCUCAUUAUUUUUACCAGGAAUCCGAACGCAGAUCAGUCCAACCAAAUGCCAGCUUCGUAAACACAAGACGAAUCGCAAACCCCGUACGCCUUUCACGACAACGCAACUUCUAGCUCUGGAAAGAAAAUUUCGACAAAAGCAAUACUUGUCUAUCGCCGAACGAGCCGAGUUCUCUUCGUCGCUGAACCUAACAGAAACUCAAGUAAAAAUUUGGUUUCAGAAUCGCAGGGCAAAGGCAAAGAGACUACACGAGGCAGAAAUUGAGAAGUAUAAAUUGGUAACGAAGCCUAUUCUGCUACCACCAAGUGUUCCCAUUGCACCACACUCGUACGCAACUACACGAAAUACUUGUACGGCAGGUUGCGCACAGAAUCAUCCACAUGGUUUACACUCGCCUUUACAUUAUGCUCCUCAAGGACAAUCACCUUAUAUGGGUCUAAACUGCCCCACAAUGCAUCAUCACGCAUUACCACCAGGUUUUGGACUCUUGUGUGCACCAACGAGAGCUCCUAUAGCAGACCUAAGUCAUUUCGUUUAUCCAUAAACGAUCAAACUAAAAAAAGUCGUGGAGAGAAAGGAAGAAUCUUGCAUGGUUCCUAUACAUGAGACUACGACUGAGGCCUACAAUACUAACGCUGCCACCAAUUAAUGUUCCAGUAAUGACGAAUAUAGACAUGUCUCUCUAAUUCUAGUACUAUGCCUAUGGCCUUUAAAACGUAUAAACUCUCAAAAGGAAGGAACAAAGCUGCAGAGUUACAAGCCUACGACCUAUAGUGUCUGCCCAUGCCACUAAUGUUCCAGGUAUAUGCGCAAGAACAAUGAACAAUAUCUCAGAGAUAUUGUUGGAAGAAACUUCAUGGUUUUGAUUUCUCAGUUGUCACACGUAUAUCUUGCAUUGUCUCAAGUGAAGGACAGAACAAUUUGAAACAUGUAUAUAUAGUAUUUAUUUAUUUCAUGAAACUUCGAACAAAAUUAAAGUAUCAUUGAUAUCAUUUUGCUAGUUAUGUAAAUACUGAUGAAUUGUAUAUUUAUUUAAGGAAAAUAUCAUGUUGUAUAAUAUUAAUGAAUGCAAACAUUUAAAAACAUUUGAUUGUGUCUCAUUAUAGUACCCAACACAAAUGUCCCCUGGGCUCUGGAUACUGGAUAGUCUAUAGUUUUGAUGUAUACACAGAAGCAUGCAGCGUUUGUGCAAAUCAGAUACAAUGACAAUUUUAUGACUUCAUCGACAAUUAAUUCCUUCUUUGUUGUUUGGGAAAACACAUUAAUUUUACUUACUUCGCAAAGCCUUUCUAUUCAUAAGCCAAUACUCCCACCAUAUAAUAACAAAAUAAAUAAAUAAACAAACAAAUAUGUCACAUAAUGUAUCAAUAUUGUCAUGAAAUCCUAUCAUUGACAUUGAAGAAGUUUACUGAAUAUUGCUUUUGAAAAUAAUUACGAUUUUAUGUUUGUUUUCGAUAAUACAUAUCAUUCAUACCUAAAUUAGUAUUUCUAUCUUAUACAAUUACAAGUCUUGUUAUAAACAUUUGUACACAUAUUAUCGAAAAAAAUUGUUCACUUUAUCGAGGCAAAAUCGCUAUACGUCUAGCUGCCCCUGUUGAUUAAUUAAAAUAAAACGAGAAUCUGAAUGACCUCCAAGGUCAUGACUGCAAAUUACAGACACACAUUCCGCCUCUUAUCGGAUAAUUGCCGUGAGUACUUGACACAGAUGGUCGAGAAACGCUUAUAUGAAACAAUUUGUCACAGGAAAUUAUCGCCAGUUAUGUUUAUUGCUUGAAAUUAUCUGUCUAUAUAGGUGCUUCUUCAACAGGAUACAUGCAUAUAUGACCAUAUAUAAUAGUCUUAUAUGUAUGAGAUGAUUGUGAUCAGUGACCUUAUGGACACGGAUAUUUAUCAUCAUCAUGAUAUUUUUAUAUAUUGAAAGAUCGUAUAGAAUUCUUCACCUCUAUAUACGAAAUCAUCCCUAUUGCCAGCUAUAUCUAGAUGAUAGAAGCCUAUGCUAUUUAGGUUUCUUAACAUAAUAAUAAGUUAUAAUAGAAAAAACCCAACACUGUAUAUAUUGACCUAUUUAGUCAAUUGCAUGAGAAGAACUACUAUUUUGGAAUCAAAUCAUGCAAGUAUUUUAAACAGACGAGAUAGCGUAAAUACAUGUGUGGACCACUUUUUAAUAGGAAUGUACGUUCAAUAAGGCAUAAUUAGCGGCAACGGUCAGUCUUGUUUCGACAUGUUUUCUCGUGCUAUUCCCUGUGAAGAUAUAUUCCAAAGAUUGGAUUGGACCACAUAAAAGUUUCUAGUGUGGUCAUGCACACAAUGGCGUCAUCAAAAUCAGAAUUUCAAUGAUUUAAAUUGUGUGUUGGGAAGUGAUUUACAAGUGUUGGUGAAACGUCGACAGAAUAGACCACACAUCUUUACAUGCGGGUUCAAUCAAUCAAGCAUUCUCAAGGUCUGAAAAUCUUCUGGUAAAAAUUAUUCUAAAUGCAUGAACAGACAACUCGUAUAUAUACCUCACAAAUUUUUUUUCAACGCCAACGCUAACAACAAAUUUAGAAACACUAUACGUAUAUCUUUACAGGCUUUAUGUUUUGUCUUUUUUUAAAAUUGUGCUUUAAUUAGGUCUGAAAACUCUUUGAUAUAAAUCUACAAUGUCAAAUACAGUGAUACAUGCGUGGACCCUAUUGUAUAGUGCACUUAAGACAUAAGUACUUACUUAUCACACAUUAAUUUCCACUCAAAUCAAAUCACUAAAAAUAAAUCAAUUAGGAAACUUCCAUCUUAGUACAUGAUACUAUAUAAGUCAACAAUCUGAAAUCAUGAUUUGUAAGGCCAUAUGUGUAUAUGACUGAAUUUGUUUGAUAUCUUUUUACGCCUCUUAUCAAUUGCAUCGAAGACUCUCCAACAGAUCAGCCACAUUUUGAAAAAUCCUCGAGGCAAAAAGUCUGGACCUGCUUGUCAUUGCGACAUAUAAAAGUUAUAAACUCGUAUAUGUAUAUAUAGCAACAAAGUUUAUAUAGGAAUUUAGGUUCAAGGCUUUCUUGAUUCUUAGGCUAUAGCUGGUCAAUGUGCUUACAUGCCUUUCUCAAAAACACUGCGUGGCCUUUCCACAAAGCAGACGAACUUAAACGCUGUGCAAUCUUACAAGGAACUUGGGUUUAUUCCGCUAUGAACUAGUUCCGCCGGCUCUGAGCUGUAAUUACUGUAUAUUAAGCCCCGCGUUCAAACGAGUCAAACAUCGUCCAAAAAUCAAAAUUGUUGGUUGGGCGAUGUUGGCCAACAGAGAGGUUCAGAUUUUGACUAUACACUACCUUAACCAAUCAGAUGCAUUCAUGCCACUCGAUGAACCAAUCAAAUGCGUAUUAAGUCAAAUCCGGACCUCUCUAAUGUUGGGGAAGUGUGUUCAAUGUUCCGACACGUAAUCGUCCAAUGUUGCAUCAUGUUGCACAAUGUGAGAUGAAGAUUUGAAACAACUCCAAACCCAAUCCAACAUAAGCCUGCAUUAUAUAUACCACAACACAGUGUUCAAACGAAGGCAACAUGUUGCAUCCAAGCAACAAUCGCUCGGACGAUUGUUGGACCAAUAUUUUGGUCUCGUUUGAACCAGUGACGUAGCCAGGAUUUCUAGUCAGGCCCGAAAAUAUCCCAAGAGGGGCCAAAGCAAUUUUACCCUGCGCUAGUUCGAAUGAGGUUUGAGUUUAUUAUGUGAAAAUGUAUUUGGACUCCCACGUUAUCCGUGCAUAAUAAAUACAAUGAACGUUUGGGGGUGGGGGGUUAUUAAAUCCUAGAGUCGGUAGGAGUGCCAUUUUAAAUCAAGCAUUUUAGGGGCGAUUGUAUUGUGUUUUGGUGAUUUUAAAUAACCAUUUAACAUCUAACAACUCUACUUAAUCACAAACGAAUCCAUAGCAUUUUAAAUAUACUGCAAGAUAUGACAUUUCCAUUUCAAGAAAUGAAAAUAUAAUGCACAUGCUUGUCAGAAUGUCUUCAAGAGGAGCCCAAUAUUUUGCCGGGGGCGGGGGGGGGGGGCUAAUAACCCCCAACUUGUUUGAAACAUUGAAGUGUUUUUAACUCUUUUAUGUCGUUCAGAAACCAACCACAGGAACUAUAGUAUCCAUUGUAACAAUUAAUGGAGCAAUGAACAUUACAUGGACAAUAAUCUCCAGAAUGUUACAUUCUAUUUUUCUCAUUCAAUUGAGGUCCUACCUACACCUCAUGUAGACAACACAUUAGUCAUGACACAAUACACUAUGUAGUAGCCUUUUGUUCAGUAAAAGCAUUGGGAUAACAUGAUUGUUCAGAGAUAAUAUUUGUGAAAAUUGCUUUUUGAAGUCAUGCCAAUUUGUUGUAUACCUUCGUAAAUAACAGAUGAUAGUUCUCUUAUAUUAUUUAAUUGGGAACGAAUGUUUGGAAAUUGAAAGGAGAAUUUCUCAAUAAGUCAAAUCAAAAUGCAUUAGGCUAUUACGAAAGAGAGGCCACACGUAGAUGACCAAAAAACUAGAUCUAUCUAUCUUCAGUUUCUUUCUGCUCAUAUGCAAUAAACUACUUGCUACCAUUUCCUACUUGGAAAUUGCACCAUGCUACAAAUUUCUACCUGCGUUUUAAGAUAUAUUCAAAGACGAAAACUAUAUCACUGCGCGGCAUUGAGUGAAUUGUGUGGUUUUAACUGGAAGUAAAAUGCAUACUGCAUCUGUGCCAUGAUUGUGAUUUGUGUCUGUAGUUUUCAUGUACAAAAUAUUUGUACUUUAAAACAUCUCAAUCACAGACACAGUAUCUCUAUCAUCACUAAGCCAUCAACAAGCUAUCUCAAUUAACAUCUUAAAACCCUCGAUACACAACACAAAUUAUUCCAUGUUUUCAAAAACAAUGUGCACUUUGAAGGUGCAAAUUGCUUUGCCUGCAGGAAACUUCACUUAAAGAUUGGUAUGCAUCUCCUGCGAGGGAGUUCUAUAAUAAGGCUUUUCAAUAACACUUAAAAGCCUUUGUUGUGUCUAUAAUGCUAGCACCGUAGCACGCAACAAAGAAUAUUCUCAUGUGCGCGCCAAAAUCAAGAAUGCGUGUUAUAGCCAUUUAUAACGUGCUCUAAUUUGUGGGCUAUUAUUGCUAACGGCACUUAACGUUAUUAAUAAGAGGACUUGACCUUAUAUUGCUGAUAUAAAGCAUCACUCGUGUAGGCAAUUAUAGUUAUAAACUUAAGAGCGUAUGAGGGGCGUUCUAAUUUAUUUCAAAUGUACGAGUCAUUCAAUUUCACAAUGCAUUUUACGAUGCACUUACGUAGUCGAAUUUUCCAUCCAAUAAUUGUCGCACAAUGAUAUCCUAAAAAUGCAUGUAACAUUUUGGUGUAUAACGAUUGUGAUGGUGUAUAUUUGGUUUAUAGAAAUUGUGAUUGCGUAACUAUUGUAGAUAUAUUAAGAUUGUGAUUGCGUCCAUGUUUCAUCACCUGCAAACAUGUGCCAUAAAUGUUCAUAUCACUCUUUCUAGAAAUUAGUAGUAAUUGUUGCCUGUAGACAUGAAACCUUUUUAUUAAGUAUAUUAAGGUGUAUUUAGAGCCUCAGUAAUAUAGGGCGUAAUGAAAAGCCAGAAGGCAUGUCACAUCAGUCUAUUUUCUAAAGUCUAAAGAUUCUGCGUGUUUCAUCAGCAACAAACACGUGUUAUGAAUAUUCAUACCACUGUUCAGGUCGUUCUAGAAAUUCAAAGUAAUAUAUAUGUAGCAUUGUAGGUAAGACUGCUAUAAUUGUGGCAUGAUACAACUUUACCAUGAAGAUUAAAGAAUGUAACAUGGAUAAACCCUGUGCAUGUUUUAUAACCAGUAAUUACAUAUCAGCUACAAAUGUUUAUCACUAUGAUCUAGUAAUCAAUCUAAGCCAUUGCAUGGCAUUGGUGAUCCGUUGAUCGUCGCACAAUGAUAUAAAUUAAUUAAGUAACAUUUUCGGUCUGUAAAAAUUCUGUACAUGUUGAAGUGGCGGACCCAGGUGGGGGACCGCCCCUAGGCUCCCCAAUAGUUUCCACAAACCUUUGAUUAAUAUCUAAACAGUGUAACAAAGCUGCGACAAGUAUUUUUCGACCAUGAGAGCAUGGUAGGCUAUAUAUUAAGCUGUAUAUAUUGCAUUAAAUUAUAGGCAAAAAAGUUUAAAGAACCAAGACUUCGAGGAAAAAUUACCCACAAUAAAUUUAAAAAAACUUAAACUCAUAAAUAUUAAACUUUAUUCUGGACUAUACCAAUCAACAAGCAAUUUAAGAAAGUUUGAAAAAAUUACUAUCCAGUGCAUAGAUAGGGCUAUACUGCUAUCCCGCCUUCAUACUAUAGUCUAUACUAAUUUGUACUUCUACUAAUGUAAGUGUAUAUAUUGAGAUAUUGUGUACUUCUAAUUCUGGCCUCGAUUUCUGCCAUGCCACUGUCUUAAUAGUCUUAAUAGAUCUAACGAGGACACGACCGUAGGAAUUGACAACGUUCAACCACAACACAGCACGAAACAUCUAAAUUUAUUAACAAUAAAAUCAACAUCUUAGCAAAGCUAUUAGCGCAGCUACUUUAAAACAUUAACUGAAGCUUUAUUGACACCGCAGCAUCUAAACACUACUAUACUGAAAAGAUUUAUUCAUAGAAUGAGCAUAGCUAGAUACAUUAAAAAUAUAUAAAAUCCAUUAAAGCAAUUCGUUUAAAAAGGUUCAAGUUAGUACAAAGUGUCAAACAAACUAGUAUUAUUCAUAUAAAAAGGAACUCUAGUGCCCCUCAAACAUAGAAGGGAAGAUCUCAGCAGACAAAAAGAGAGUUUCGUACGUAGCCAAGACAUAGUUAUUGAGUAUGGUUUGCCAAAUUUGGCUGCCAGCUUUGUAGCAAGAAUCUUGUGAAAUCUCGCACAUUCUUUACCCAUCGCACCAUUUGUGCCAAAGACCAAUGGUGUAAAUAGUGCUUGCUCAAUUUCAAUUACUCUUCGAUUAUAUUCUCUUUUCUUCUCAUUCUCAUGACGUGAGAGGAUCUUGUGGGUUGGUAGUAACUUAUAGGACGCGGCGUUAAGAUGUGCUACUCUUAUGUCAAAAAAUGCACUUUGGCCAUGUCUAUAGAAACCCCUAGCUUUCACAUCAAGUCGUGAUUCAUCUUCUGUGUUUGUUGAUCUCAAGGCAAAUUCUUCUCCUGUCACCGGUUGUAAAGGUGGCUCGAUAGAAACAUCAUUGCAGACUUCAGAGAGGAGAGCAGCUUCCAGAUUUCUCAUUUGGUCGUGGCGCGCGUGUAUAAAGCCACCUUUUUUACACUCCAUCGCGUGGUAAGGAUCGAAAAGUUUUCCACAGGGACAUAUGCUUGGGAGAUCUGGGAUAUAUUUGUUAUAUCUCAGCGCCAAAGCGUCUCUGAAUUCUUCUUUAUUCAGACAGAAGCCUUCUUCUUGUAGUGGUAAGACAUUUAACCAUCCAGAGGCACCUUUUUCUCGGGCUAAAGAGAUUGUUCGAUGCUGCUCUUGGGAAAGUUGAAUAUCAACCGAUAAUGAGGAGGUAGUUGCUCUUUCCACCCGAAGACUUCGAACUUGGGACUUUACGUUGGUUAUUGCGUCGUCUUGUGGAAGUUGAUUACAUGCUUGAAUUAUGAUCAAAGCAGAUAGUGGAGCACAUAACAGUUUUGACGUAUUUCGCUCGAAAUCAGCAUCUUCUGGGAUACGUGGUAUUCCCAGUCCUCCAUUACGUAUGGGUAGAGCAUAAGUUUCCCGAUCAAGUUGAGAAAUAUCCUGGCCAAAUAUAGUUGGUAGAAAUUUCGAACAAAUAAUUUCUUCUACAGGUUGGAACAAAUGGGCCACGUUUGGAAUAGUCCUGAUGUAAAAAGUAAACUUGUGCUUAUAACCAUGCACAAAAGCAGCGUAUGCGGCAUGUGGCUGCGACUUCGCUAUAGAGCAUAGAUUUUCGAGCUCGGUACACCAAGUAGAGACUUUGCUAUUAACAUAUUCCUCUCUGAAACAAGUAGAUCCAAUGACAGCUCCCAGUAAUCUAUGACCAUCGGAUGUAAUCUUGAUGUCGUGACUUUUAAAUAAUUCAGUGGCUCUCUCUAUAUCCCACGGAUCUUUAAUUACUAACCAAGAUUUCCCACUGUUGACAUGGUAGCCAUACUUUACGCCUUCGCUUAUUAGCAUUUCAAAAAACGCCAGUAAAGCACGUAGUUUACCUGCUGCGGUCGAGUCAUCGGCAAACCAAACUUGUUUCACCAUAUCAUAUGCAUCAUGAAGAAAUGAAAUUAAUACCAUGACCGAAAUGGCAUAGAAAGGCAUGGCUAAUGGGUCCCCCUGUGUUGUGCCUUCUUGCGAUCGAAGCUCACCUCCGCCCACAAUAAAUAGCCUCGCGGGGUUUCGAUACGUAUUAAUUAUGGAUAUCGCUGGUCUUGGGCAUAAUAACAAAAUGUUAUGAAGAGCAACUUGACGAUUUAGUGAAUUAAAUGCAUUACUUCAUCAAUCAGUAACAUCCCUUCCGUGUUUUCCUCUUCCCAUACUUGCUGCAUAGCAUGGAUGGCUGCUUCUGCUCCAGCUUCAUGCCCAGCACAGACUUGAAUCGGACCAGUCGCUUCUUUGAAAUCUUGCUUGAAUUCCUUUGUUAGCGCUUUCCCAACCAAGCGCCUCAUAAUCUCACCAAUACCGAUGGGUCGUAUACCAGGGGACUUGUCUAAGGGGAUAAGUCUAUUGGCAACAUAUGCUUCCAGGGAGAAGGGAUCCAGACUUUCUGUUGCUAUUUUCACAGCAAACAAAGCAAUUUGUUCACGCAGGCAUUUACCUUCACGGUGAAAUUGCUUUGAGCAAAGCAUACGAAUAUACUGAGUAGCGUCGAGGCCAGAGGGACCAGCAGCUCCCUUUAGUGUUUUCGCAGCAGUUAGUAUAGUUUGCUCAUCAACUGCUAAAGAUAUAUUGCGAAGGUCAAUAAUGGGACCAUGGAGUAAGCUACUUGGUUGUAUAUCUGCAGGGGCUGGAUGCUUCUCCUGCAGAUAUCGAAGGACUUCCUUGGAUAAUGGUAGGACACAACCAUCAGAUUCUUCGCUAAGAAGACGAAGAGCAGCAUUAACGUUUCCCAUCAUGAUUAACUUUGCAAAAGUUUUAGACAGAUUGUCCGAGGAUGUCUUUGGUCGUAAUUGACGUUGGAUAGAACGACAUUCUGAAAGCAGACGCUGUAAUUCACCAUCUUUUAGCCAUUUGAUUCUACGGCUCAAGGCUUGCGAAUGUUCCUUUGCUUUUGACGAUGCUGAGGGCUUUUGCAGAAGAAUCAUUGGAAGAGUCAUAAAAACCUUCAAUUAUAUACCCAUAAAACUAUCUUCAUUAUUAAAUUUAGAUAGCCAUUGUGAUUGUAAUUUGAUGAAUUCUUUGCCCGCUUUCCCUGAAGGAAUUUUAAACACAUUCUUCCGCCAUUUCACCGCCUCAUCAUAUGCCGAAUCAAAGAAGUCACAGAACAAUUUUCCCUCUGUCGAAUAAACCCUAAAACCUGAAGAAUGGUUUAUAGGUUUAAAGCUAGGUAGAUUUGGAAGGAUCGUUCGCUGAGCUUCUAAACUGCCCACUCACCCAUAUAUAUCAGCAGUAAAAAUGCAAAAAGUAUAAACGAAAGCUCAACCUUCCAAAUGUAUUUCGAGGAAACAAAUAAAUCAUGACAACUAAUUACUUGAACAUUUUUGAAAUAAUUGCACCGUUUGGACGUAUUAUGUUAGGCUCGUAGAUACAAAACUUCAGUCAUUGUUGCUCCUUAAACCCUCGACUUAAACUGCAUUUCUCGCUUGCAGAAUCGCCAAUUUGAAAAGUAUUUUCAAAAUUCGUGAUUUCAAAAUCUAUGUUUAGGUACUAUUUUUUCAGUUAAUUGGACUUUUUAACAACUUUUAAUCGACAUAUUUGAUAUAUUCAACUCACAACGAAAAUUUAGUUGGUCAAGAAACUUGAUUGACAAGUUUUCUUUGUUUUUGAUAUUUUAUCAGAUCCAAUUCAAGAACGAUGACGUAAGUGUCAAGUUGUUCCUAAUUUCGUAUGCAACUUCGUGACCUUUUUCAGGAAGUGUGUUUUCAUUGAACAUGAAAAUCUAAAUUAGCCGUUUACGUAGCCAAACGCAUGCAAAUCCUUCAACAAAGACAUGGAAAUCUACUUUUGCAGGUUUGUCAUAAAAUGAAAAUCCUAUUGAAUGGUUUGACAUAGAGUAUCUUCCUGCUAGGCAUUUUAUUCGUUUCUCGCAUUUUUCCUCGCCCUUUAAGGGCUCGAAAAAUACGUUCGAAACUCGUAACAUACUCGACCGGAUUAUAGGUCAUACCUUUCAAUAAAAUAUAUUGCUAGCAUAUUUUUUCUUCUGUGUUAAAACCCUUGCUGUUUAGCAAGGGAAGGGAAGCGUUAUGAAGACUAAUUAAAUAAUUUUCAUAUGCACAAAAAUCAUUUGAAAUGCCUGCGUAUAUGAGUACCGUACAUCUGGCGUAAUUCUAGCGUAUUCAGCGUGUGCUUAGAGUACGCUUAUCGUAGAAAUCAUACGUCCGAAUACGUACAAAAUUUUUAUGCAUGCUUAAAAAGUUUCUUCCUCACAGUUUUCCAACGUACGCCACCGUAUACGACCGUGCUUGAAACGUAUGCAACCUAUCCCUAACGUACCCCUGGCGUUGUCAAUGUUUUCCACCCCGGUUUGAUUUCGUUCUGGACUCAUGCACACGGAGCCUUAGUUUUCGCACCGCUGAUUUGCUUUUGAAAUUACAAAAUCUGUUCGUUUAAUACGCUUUCCCAUGUUUUGCUUUAAGUUAAGGCCCUGUCAGACUAUUACGUAUCGUACUAGCGCAUGCCAGCGUAUGAAAAAUAUCACUCAUACGCACAGAUGCAUACAUGAGACGCGACGAAAAUAAGUCAGACCGGUCUCAAGUCAUUCCAACUGCUGGACCGAGCCUGCCGAACGGCUGACUUCACACCGGCAUGAAUUCAGACUGGGAUGAAUGUAAAAACAAAUAUAUUUCAGAUAGGCUCGGCUGUAAUCACUAAUUGGAACAAUACAUGCUAACAAAGCCAUUUGAAAAAUAAUAUGGAAAUUGAAAUUUUUUAUAUUUUCGUACCGGUCUUAUGUAAACAUUUUGACAAUUUCAAUUUUCAUUCGGGUUUGAUUUUGUCCCGGUCUCAUGCAAACGGGUCCUAAAUGUUCUUUGACCAGUUCAAUAACUUGAUAUGCAUAUUCUUUCCAAUAUCUGCUACAUGACACUGACGUCAUCGUUGUUGAAUUGGAUCGGAUAAAAUAUCAAAAACAAAGAAAACCUGCCAAUAAAGUUUCUUGACCAACUAAAUUUUUAUCUACCACAAACAAGAAAGUCGUUGCGAGUUGAAUUAUUAUAUGAAAUAUGUCCACUAAAAGUUGUUAAAAAGGCGAAUUAGUUUAAAAAAAUAUAUAGUACCUAAACACAGAUUUCUUCAACUAUUAAACGUUGUAACCAUGAAUUUUGAAAAUACUUUUCAAAUUGGCAAUUCUGCAAGCGAGAAAUGCAAUUUAAGGAACAACAAUGAGUGAAGUUCUGCGUCUACGAGCCUAACAUAAUACGUCCAAACGGUGCAAUUACUUCAAGAAUAAUCAGGUAAGUUGUCAUGCUUGAUUUGUUUACUUGAAAUACAUUUGGAAGGUUGAGCUUUUGUUUAUGCUUUUUGCAUUUUUUUAUUGCAUGUUGAAACGAAGUUUAAUUUUAAUUUUUUUUUUUUGCAUGGUUAAGCGGAUUCUAAUUUUAAUUUUUUGCUUGCAUGGUUAAACGGAUUUUUUUUCAUUUUUAUUUGCAUUUUUCUCUUGCAUUUGUUUCUUACAUUUUUUCCCUUUUUUUCAUGCUUUUUGCAUUUUUACUGCUGACUGAUUUGCUCAACAAAUUGCUUCGUCCUAACCUGGAGAAACUUGUCUAGACGAGGGCAAUAAUACGGAUUUUUACCGUGUAAUCUGCUCUCAGAUUUUCCGUGUUCUCAUGAACUUAUUUCGUAAAAUCACGUCAUUGUCAUGUAAUAUCAUGAAAUAUUCAAUGAUAAUCCUGGCUAUAAGAGAAUAUACAAUUACUUUAUGGUUUCCGUGUUUGGAUGGCCUGAUCCAAACACGCGGGAAUGUUGCGAGAGUUAAGAAAAGCACGCAAAAGCACGAGUCGAAAGCGAGUGAUUUUGCGCGCUUUUCUUAACUCUCGCAACAUUCCCGCGUGUUUGGAUCAGGCCAUCCAAACACGGAAACCAUGAAGUAAUUGUUUUAUAAAAUAACUACAACACGAUAGUCUUCCGUGUUUGGAUGGCCUGAUCCAAACACGGGUUUCGACCAAUCAGAGCACGCGUUAUAUACAUGUUAUUUUAUAAAUGCAAAUAAUAGUUGAACUGCUAAAUUCUUUGAUAUGUAUAUUCUAAUCAUCCAAUCUAAGCUACAGAGUUUACGUAUUGGUCGAGCGUCGAGGCUCAAAUUUCGGGAGUAAAAUCUCGCGGCCGGCGUAAAUUGUGGAGGCGAACGUGGAAUGUCGAGGAUAAAUUGUCGAAGGUUAAAAAAAAUCGCAAAAAAGUACUAUAUUAAAGAUUUAAG